AUGGCUCCUGCUUGGACCAUGCCGACGGCCAGGAUGACGACGCUACAACAAGCAGAGGCUGGCUUGCACGCGCGUCACCCAGCGCUCGCCUACCCACCCAUCAACCUCCCCCUUAUCCCGCCAUCAGAUGAGAUGAAGGAGAUCCGCGAGGGGAACCUGUCCCUCAUCCACGACUGGCGCGAGCGCAUCGCGGCGCAAAUGUCCCAAGGUCCCUCCAGCGCCCAGGCGCUUCACUUCCGCCGUGGCAUGCUCCUCACGCGCGACCGCAUCGCCCUACUCCUCGACCAAGACUCGCCCUGGCUUGAACUCUGUGCGUUUGCCGGCUACGACCAAGAGGACUCGACGCCCUGCGCCUCGACGGUCGCCGGCAUCGGCCUCGUGAACGGCGUGCUAUGUAUGAUCAGCUCGGGCAUCCCGACUCUUCAAGGCGGAAGUAUCAACGAGAUGGCUGUCCUCAAGGGUGAGCGCAUCGCGCAGAUCGCCGCAGAGAAUCGGCUACCUGGCAUUGGGCUCGUGCAGAGCGCCGGUGCGAACCUCACGCAGCAGUUCCGAGUCUUCCACAAGGGCGGCGGUAGCUUCCGUAGUCUUGCGGAGCGCAGCCAAGCAGGCAUUCCGACUUGCUCCGUUGUCUUUGGAAGCAGCACCGCCGGCGGAGCUUAUCAGCCCGGCAUGUCCGACUAUGUCAUUAUGGUCAAGCAGCAAGCGCAGGUUUUCCUUGGAGGUCCACCGCUGGUUAAGAUGGCGACGGGUGAAGUGUCCACGGCUGAAGACCUCGGCGGAGCAGAGAUGCAUUCACGCAAGAGCGGCGUCAGCGACUGGCUCGCCGAUGACGAGUUCCAGGCACUGGUCAAAGCGCGUGAAUGGGUCGCGUCGCUCAACUGGAGGCAUUCUAUGACGAACACAGAUGCCCUGUAUAGCAAGAUAGGGCGGGAGCUCGCACCGGUUCACAGGAUGGACAGCUUAUUGGACGUCGCACAGGCGAACAUCAAAAAGCCUUGGGAUGUCACCCAACUCAUCGCUCGCAUUGCCGACGGCAGCCGCUUCUCUGCCUUCAAGCCGCUGUACGGCACAAACACCGUGUGCGGGUGGGCGUACAUUGCCGGCUUUCCUGUUGGGAUCAUCGGCAACAACAGCGUGCUCUUCCCAUCCGACUCGGACAAGUGCACACAGUUCAUCCGACUCUGCAACACGCGUAACGUGCCCAUCGUCUGGCUCCACAACUGCUCCGGCUUCAUCGUCGGCAGACAGUACGAGGAGAGUGGGAUCAUCAAGACCGGCAGCCUCAUGAUCAACGCCGUGUCUAACAGCCGUGUGCCGCACCUGAGCAUCAUCUGCGGCUCGAGCUAUGGUGCGGCCAAUUAUGCGAUGUGCGGCCGCUCGUACGGCCCGCGCUUCCUGUUCAGUUGGCCGCAGGCGCGCUGCUCCGUCAUGGGUGCCGAGGCGCUCAGUGGCGUGCUCGACAUUGUCGGGCGCGAAGCAGCCGCACGUAGGGGCAAGAUGAUCGAUGAGGAAAAGCAGCAAAGCAUCAUGGCCAUGUUCAAGAUGGACGUGGAAAGUCAGAGCGAUUCUUAUUACACCAGUAGCAGGAUGCUGGAUGAUGGGAUCAUCGACGCGCGCAAAGACAUCGAGGCUCAUCCAAGAGACACUCGCGACGUCUUGGCUUUCUGUCUCGAAGUGGUCAACCAAGAAAAGAUCCAAGGCAACCCGGGCUUUGCGGGCGUUUCACGCAUGUAA
Tilletiaria anomala UBC 951 is the source of this 1734-nucleotide messenger RNA. RefSeq names its product ClpP/crotonase. The coding region runs from base 1 to 1734 and encodes 577 amino acids. The transcript is spliced from 5 exons. NCBI's taxonomy places the organism in Eukaryota, Fungi, Basidiomycota, Exobasidiomycetes, Georgefischeriales, Tilletiariaceae. Gene Ontology annotation, molecular function: ligase activity. The record is from RefSeq and is a predicted model, not a curated record.